AUGGCUCCACGUAAAGAGGAAUAUGCCCAGCAAAAUAGCCACAGGUCCGACAUGAAGAAUGUCUUUCAGUCCCUAAUUGAAUACGCCCGGAAGUGGGAGUCUCCCGGAGACCCUAUGUCCGCCUACUCAAAAGAAAUCAGGCUCUUGAAUCAUAGGGAAGACCAUGAGGAGCUAUACCACAAGCGCACCAAUAUGCUAGGCUAUGCCCUGAUGAACAUCUUCACCUGUUUCGUUGAUAACCGGAAUCGCAAGGGUAAGUGGGACGAUGUUAACGAUUGGUAUUUCGAUGAUCAUGAUCGAAUGGAUAUUACGUUUAGUGCGAUGGAGAAACUCUAUAAGGAGCUGAAAGCCUUGGCCAAAAGGUACAAUAGAAGGCCCAUGGAUAUUGAGAAUGCGAGGAUUCGUGUGCUGGAUUUGAUGGAUGAAGUCAAUGUCGAGAAGUUGUGCAGGAAUCUCGAUGCGAAAUACGAAAGGAAGCCAGGGCAUGAAGGGGAUACCGAUGAGGAUGCUGAGGGGGAUACCGAUGAGGAUGCUGAGGGGGAUGUCGAUGAGGAUGCUGAGGGAGAUGUCGAUGAGGAUGCUGAGGGAGAUGUCGAUGAGGAUGCUGAGGGAGAUGUCGAUGAGGAUAUGGAGGAUAUAGAUGAAAGCUAUUUCCCCGACGAUACCGAUGAUACUGACGAUGGCGAUGAUCCUAAUGAUCCCGAUUAUGUCGAUUAG
This is a messenger RNA of Aaosphaeria arxii CBS 175.79, 717 nucleotides long. RefSeq lists its product as uncharacterized. The record is from RefSeq and is a predicted model, not a curated record. The transcript is spliced from 2 exons. The coding region runs from base 1 to 717 and encodes 238 amino acids. NCBI's taxonomy places the organism in Eukaryota, Fungi, Ascomycota, Dothideomycetes, Pleosporales.